CGCGCUCCACCCUGAAAACAACUUAAGUGCGUCAACUGUUGUUUGUUUCCUGUUGCGUGUGCGCGUGAGUCGGGACAUGGUGAGUUAAUCUUUUCUUCAAAGUGUCUGAGGGAGAAAGAGAAGAAACGAUCCGUCAGAAGAAGAGAAAAGAAGAAGAAGAAGAAAGCGGCGAUGAACCAGGACGCCUUCGAGGUCCCGGCGAGGACGGAGUACCGCUACCUGGUGCAGGAGGAGGACGAGGAGGAGCCGCAGUACGUCCGUCACAGACACUACAUCAGCCCCUUCCUGGUUCUGUCCCGACGCUGCAUCUUCUUCAUCGUCCUCGGCGUGCUCGCCCUGCUCGCCCUCGCCACCUACCUGGCCUACGUGGCCCAGACGCUGCCGGCGUCCGUCGCUCAGGUGGCGACGCUCUGCGGAGAAUUCAGAGGAAGACACAACAAUGGAGCCUACUCUUUUAAGGGAAUGGCGUACGCCGCUCCUCCCGUUGGCGAGCUGCGUUGGGCGCCCCCGGCGGAGGCGACGUGCCGCAGCAGGCUGACGGACGCCGGACGCUUCCGCAGCAUGUGUCCUCAGCUGCGUCCGAUGUCCAGCUUGGGGACGGUGAUGGGCCAGGAGGACUGUCUCUACGUCAACGUGUGGACGCCAUCGCUGCAGCCGGACGCCAAGCUCCCCGUCAUGGUGUGGAUCCACGGAGGUCACCUGCACACGCUCAGUGGGGCGGAGCUCUGCUGCUCGCCCACGGAGACGCUCGCCGCCAACACGGGCGUGGUCUACGUCAGCUUCAACUACAGACUCAACGCCUUCGGCUUCCUGGCGCUGGAGAUGCUGAGAGAAGGUUCUCCAACCAACACCUCAGGGAACUACGGCCUCAUGGACCAGAUCGCAGCUCUGAAGUGGAUCCAGAAGAACAUCCACUCGUUCGGGGGGGAUCCAGAGAGAGUGACCAUAUUUGGACAGAGCUCAGUGUGGAGCCUGAUGACCUCCCGGCUGGCGAAGGGUCUCUUCCAGGCGGCGGUGGACAUGAGCGGUCCGUACGUCCGUGAGGUUCCACUGAAACAAGCCGAGUCCGACAACCUGGUUUUCCUGAAGAACACGAAGUGCGGAGACGUGAGCUGCGUCCGACGCCUGUCCGUCCUCCAGGUGCUGCAGGCCAUCCCGUGGCAGGAGUUCCCCCUGUGGGCCCCCGACGGGAUGACAGACCUGCCCACUAGAGGGCACUCCAUCGGCCCGGUGGUGGUGGUGGACGGAUUCGUCCUGGAAGCUCCGACCUCGGAGGUGUGGGGGACGAAGGGGGGGCACAGCGACGUCCCUCUGGUUGUCGGGACGACGGAGCGGGAGGCGGACUUCAGACCUCCGGCUGAGAACAUCUCCAGGUGGACGUGGGAGGACUACAGCUGGUUCGUGACAGAUAAACUCGAGCCCUUCAGUAAGAAUCUCCCUAAAGAUGCGUUGGACCUGUAUCCGACCUCGGGCCCGUGUCCCACCGGGGACCGCUGCCCGGAGAGGGCGUACACCGCCAUGGCGUCCGACAUCCGGGUCACGUGUCCCAGCAACGAGCUGGCAUGGAGGGCUGCAGCUGCACUAACGAGCCCGGUGUAUCGUUACGUGGUGACUCGCACGCCGUCCGGACCGAUCAACGCCAUCAGCGCUCUGCUGCCGCUCCCCACAAGCUCCGCCUUCCACAGCCUGGACGCCGUGGCGUUCUUUGGUGGACUGGAGUCCAUGUUGGGGACGCCUCUCUCUGACGGGGACAAGAGAUUCCAGGAGGUCAUCACACAUCAGCUCGUUACCUUCGCCAAGACAGGUAAGAUGGAGGAGGCGUGGCCUAAGUUCCCAGCAGCCACUGCUCUCCUGUCCGCUCGCCUGUCGCUGGCUCACAACUACUCGGCCGCUCGCUGUGAUCUGUGGAGAGAGAACGGCCUGUUCGCCUACGCCUGGCCCAACUGAGACGCUGAG
Messenger RNA from Limanda limanda (common dab), 1956 nucleotides. RefSeq names its product para-nitrobenzyl esterase. The coding region runs from base 172 to 1947 and encodes 591 amino acids. The record is from RefSeq and is a predicted model, not a curated record. NCBI's taxonomy places the organism in Eukaryota, Metazoa, Chordata, Actinopteri, Pleuronectiformes, Pleuronectidae. The transcript is spliced from 10 exons.